Messenger RNA from Cladocopium goreaui, 5559 nucleotides. The record is from the annotation of a GenBank genome assembly. NCBI's taxonomy places the organism in Eukaryota, Dinophyceae, Suessiales, Symbiodiniaceae.
AUGAGACGUGCGGAGGCGAAGAACGCCUUGGACGCACAGCUCCAGAAGACCCUGAAGGCAGCGCAGCGGCUGAAAGAGGCCGGCUGCUAUGGCAGUUUGACUAUCGAUGAGCUGUCGGCGGUGAUGCUAUGCGUUGGGCCAAGACCCUCUGCUCCGAUGGCCUUGCUACCACAUGCCCAGGAGGACACCUGGUUUGCAGCCAUGAACCGUUUCUUGGCAUCCAGGCAUCCUGAAGCACGUGAGCCAGGAGCAGGGACGAAAGCGCCCAUAAGUACCGAGCAUCUUUGGGAGGUGUUCCUUGGCGAUGUCAUGGCUGGCCUGACCAGCCUCAGACUGCGACAGAGUCAAGAACUCUCCCAUUGCUACCGGCUGUGUUGGGUACCACAGCAGCUCUGGCAGCGUCUAGAAAGUGCACAGGACGACCAGUUCUUGUGCUUUGAUGCCGUGCAGAGCGUGGCCAACCAAGAGCCUUGGCAGGGCUUGGAGCUGCUGCCUCAAGGCUGUGUACCGUGCCUGCUGGAAUUCGACGCGCACAUCGCCCGCCAAGCGGUGGAUGUUCAUGACUUGGCGGCUGCCAUCGAAGGAUCUGAAAUGCCAACGGAAAGGUCGGCAGAGGCGCACGAGCUGCUUCUGCCGCCCUUUCUGCGCGGCAAACUGGGACAGGUGCGCCGUGCGCCGGCGCCCGCACCGUAUCACAUGGAGGUCUUCCAUUUGGAGAUCCUCGGUUUUCCCGAGACAGAGACCUCUGAAGAGCUUCUACAAGCCCAGCCGGAGGCCAUCCUUGCGGCAUCUCUUCUUUUAAGUUUGCAGAGAUUCAGGGUGGAGGCUCCGAAGCCCACAACACCAAUGGCACAACUGAUGCAGGAGUCUCCAGGACGCACAGAACCACCAGCCUCGGAGACGACUGCAGAAGGAGAGGAAGGUGCUUCUCCUCAGAGUCCACCUGAGGAACCUGAUUUUCCCACGCCAUCGCCCACUCCGGUGGCGUCUCCCCCUACAACACCGCCUUUGGGCCCCAUCUUGGCACCGGGCGAUCAGGAGUCGCACGGCCCCAUGGAGGGCAUGGUCUGGUUGGCCUCCGCCUGCUUCGCGCACUUGGCCGAAGCCGUGGAGGUGAGACACCUGGGGGAGGUACACACAGUCUGGAAGGGCUACCUGGAGUGCGCCUUGGAUGGCACCAACCUCUGGAAGGCGGUAGUUUUAAUCCUCUUGUUGGCGUGGCAAUUGUGGCGCCUGCAGCAUCAAGAGGUGGUAGACCUGGGUGAGAUCCUAGGAUCCCCUGGCAUUGUCCAAUGGCCAUUCGUCGUAGCAGCAACAAUUUUCAUGAUGGAGUUCAUUAUUUGUUUUGCCCUCAUCAUGCUUCUGCGGCUGAUGCUUCACUUUAAAGAUCCCAGCAGUGGUGAAGUUGUCUUCCUGGUUCGCUUACGCGAAGUCUCAGAGAUGUUGGCCUUCAUUGCAUUCUUUGCCGGGGUGUAUUACAUCUACAUGUUGUGUCGCAGUCCUCGCAGCGUCCGUCUCGGCGGUGGCGCCUUUUUUGAAGGCAUCAAGGAGUUGCGUGAACCGUGGCACAUUUUACUUUGGACCUUCCUGUCGCCGCAACAGUGGGUGAUGCAUUCCAGGCUGUACACCAAAGCCUCCUUGUCCCAGAGUUUCGAAUUGAUGCUUUGCACAGCAUACAUCAUGGUCUUUGGAUUAAUCGCCGUGCAGGUGGAUAUGUCUGAGACUGACGCUCUGAUUAGUCCGCAUUGGCAGGUACGAAUUGCCUUCACCCUGUCGACCCUGUGUAUGGCGUCGACCUUCGUGAAGGCUGCCCGGCUGCCGGUCGAGCCGGCCACGGCGGAGAAUUGCGCCUUCUACCUGAAGGUGAAGUAUGUGGUGUGGACAGGAUACCCUGUGGCCUACUGGCUAAGAUCGGCGGGCUUUAUCACCUACUGGCAGGAAGAGGUCCUAUGUUACACGGCCCUAGAUGUAGUGGCCAAGAGCUUAUCUCUCAUCGCAAGCUCAACUGGACCAUUGUUCACCCUUUUUGUUAGCACCUGGGGCCAUUGGCACGUCAGCGGUGGAGCCCACGAUUUCCGUGUGACCGUCGAGGAUCCCAGCUGGGACGUGCAAAGUGUUCUGAUGGAUCGCUGCCCAGAAAAAGGCCAGCAUGCAACGGGCCUUCAAGCUGGAAGCAGUAACUUUUUGCGUGAUGCAGUUCAUGCGGAAGACCGAAGGAAGCUGAUGAUGAUGGCGAAACAGGCCGAUCGUCAGCUGAGUUUCAUGGCCCAGAAGACGCCCUUGACGGUGAUCUUGAAGGACGUGAUGGCGCCAGCGGAGUGCUACGUCUCGCGGAGUUUAUGGGGAAGCCGACAGCUGGCCAUUACUUUGCUCGUUUUCGGUGAAGAGCAUGUCACAAAGUCCAAAGAUGACGAUGAGACGUAUAGCUGGGCGAUGAGCUCUCACGAGGACAGCGAGGCAAGCUGUGCUGAGCAAGAUGAGCAACACACCCUGACCGUGGGCAAGGCGGAGACUGGGGGCGAUGGCAGGACGGCGGUGCUGGGCUCGGCCCGCGCCUCCUUGCGCGUGACGAAGCGGGCGCUGGGCUUCGCCAGUUGCAUGGACCGGGAUGCCAUGGAUGAAGAACUCCAACGGCAGGUACACAUCUUGGAGUCCAAACUGGGUGGUGCUGUGGCUUGCGCUCGGGCAGAGGUGGGCGCUUUGGGGUUGGAGACUCUCUCGGACCCAGAAGCCUUCCUCAGAUUUUUGGCUCAUGACCCCCUUCGCGCACUGAAGGCGGCUCCCAUCAUUCUGCAGGUCUAUGGCCACGUGCCGCCGGCACAGCGCGUCCUGCUCUUUGCCAAGUUGAUGGGCUUGGCGGCCAUGGUCGGCGCCGUUCUCCGUGGAGAUGAACGUGUCCUGCAGGCCUUCGAGGGACCUUUCCCCUUGAACGAGUGGGGGCACUCGGCGGGCUCGGCUUGGAAGGGCUCCACCAGUCGCAUCCCUCUGCCGCGACCCGAUACCUUGAGUCCCAACCAGAGCCCGGAGCACCGAGAUCCCCAUGCGCGGCGAAGAAGCCUGGAUGAAGUUGGGAUUGCUUCGGAGUAUGAAACUCAGUUGGAAGAGAUCUAUGAAGUUUUAAAUGGCGCAGAUGAGCGAGCCAAGCAAAGGAUCUUGGAAGGGAAGUGGGGUUUGACGUUCAUCUACAAGAAGCGACGCUGCAAGGGCAGCGCCAUUCACAUUGCAGCGCUGAACUCGGACUCGGCGUUGCUGGAACGCUUGCUGGAGAUGAGUGCAGACAUCCACGUGGAGUGUACAUAUGUUGCCUUUGAGAAGGAAGGCCGAGCACAACCGAUCCACCUGGCAGUCCAGGGAUGUUUCAUGAAUGUUCAGCUGCUUUUGGAAGCGCGUGCUGACAUCAACGCUCGUGUGAAGUUGGACGGUGAGAGCCACUUCUGCCCAUUGCACGACGCGGUGUAUUUUCGAAACUUGGAGAUGGUGAGCUACUUACUCAUCAACAAUGCCAAUGUCAACGACAUAAAUCUGGAUGGUAUGACCCCACUGCACGUGGCGGCCAAGAUGGGCGCCAACGACAUCUCGGAGCUCCUGGUCCGCCACGGUUGCGACAUCGAGCUGCGCGACAUGAAGCAGCGCACGGCGCUGGAGGUGGCCGUGGAGUCCGGGAUUUUUCCGCCGCGGAGGCUGCACGUCUUGGCGCGCUUUCGGAUUGGCGACAUCUUGAUCGUCUCGGAGCACUGUCCCAGCAACACGGUGGACUUCAUGCGUGCCUUGCUGUGCGACUACGUUGGGGCAGAUCGAGCAGAUCAAGUGGCGUACAAGAGCUAUGUGGCAGACGAGCUGCAGAAAGAAGAGAGUUUGGAUGUUGAGCAUUGGAUUGAGCUUUUGGAGACCACGCCUGAUGCUGCCGAUUAUUUGUUGGAAAUCCUCACAGUUGAACCAGACGAGGACAGCGUCUACCAUCAUCCUUUGCCCAAUCGAGCAGCUAUCAAGGAGCUGCGGGCUGAUUACAACACCGAUGAAAGCUGGAAGUGCGACACGGAGAAAGGGAAUCGCGACCACGCCUGGCCCGAGUGGCACGACCAUUUGGCGCCCAGCGCGAAGAAGUCCAUCUUUCGUAGCAAGAGCAACCGCCAGUUGAAGGGCCGCUCCGGCGCGAACCUCCGCAGCAACGCCCCGGGGCGCGUGGUGCGCGACCAGUUGGCGCACAUCCAGAUGCGGCAACUGAGACUGAAGGGCAUCAUUUCUACUCAAGCUCUGCUUGCCUUGAGCCUCACCAACUAUGUGGAGAUUUUCAAGAACCAAGCGAUCGCUGCUACGCUGCAGUAUUGCUGGACCGCCUUCGUCGGACGAUGGUACAUGUUGCAAGUUACUCAUCGCUUUCUGGAACUCCUAGUUCUAUCAGCCUGGACUUUUUCUAAAUCGCUGGAGAGUAACAAUUAUCAAGUUCCCUUGUGGCAACGACGAUUGACCUGGACCAUCAUGUUGGAAAGCGCCCUGCACGACUUGUUUUACGAGGCCUGUCAGGCCUAUGGCUUCAUGGUCACCAUGCAGAGUCCCGGGGCAUAUUUGGGCAACGUGGCCAACUACGUGGACAUCGCUGCCAUCGUCAGUUUUAACUACCUCGUCUUCACUGCGCUGGUUCAAGGUAACUACCAACUGGACUUUUGGCACGAGUUCUUUGCCGUGUUGGUCUUCCUUCGCUGGCUCCACGUUUUGUAUAAUUUGAGAGCUUUCAAGUUGGGAAUGAUUGGUGUGAAGAGCAUCAUUCCCAUCUUGCAUUCAGUGAAGAAAAUCGGUGGCAUGAUGAUCAUUUGCUUCUUCGUUUUCUGUGGCUUUUGCCAUGCAUUUUUGGUGCUGGACAAUGGCGUAACUGGCGGUCCAUGGGUCGUCCUGAUUGGUUCCAUCAAGCUGCUCUUCACAGUGGAUGGUGACGGCAUCAUCCAGACCUUGAAGUUGGGUGGCCGUGGCGAUGCGGCGGGCAAUGGCGACUACAUCACCGCGGCCUCGCUGCUCAUCGCGGUCAUCGUGUUUUGUAUCUCCUUGCUGAACAUCUUCAUCGCUGUCCACGGCCGUGCUUACGAACAAGCACAUUCUCAUGCCACCAACCUCUUCUUGCAGGAAAGGGCUGACAUCUGCGUCCACUGCAUGGUGCAACCGGUGCUACCUGUGUGUAUGACCCGAGGGAAAUGGGUCAUUUUCUGGCUGAUCCUGUCAUUUCUCUUCGUUGGCUUCUGGCUUCUCUGCAUCCUCAUUGAGGAGACCCCCGGGCUGCUGGCGGCCUUGCUUCUCUUCGCGGGCGUGUCCUUGCUGAAGUGCUGUUUGGUCAUCCGGCCCUGGGAGAGUGAGGAAGUACGCCGGAGGAGUUUUCUCUGGUGGUGUGCCCCCAGCAACAAAGACUACAACACCGCAGACGAGGAUCAAAAGGACAAGAUCAUCCAGGACAUGUCCGAACGGAUGGCACGGGUGGAACAGGCUUUGGUGGAGAUCCGAAGCGCGUUGAAGGAUGGAGGGAACGCACCUUUGGUGAAGGUGCAGUCAACGAUGACCCGAUGGCGCUGA